This is a messenger RNA of Hyaloscypha bicolor E, 2590 nucleotides long. Its product is annotated as Xanthine/uracil permease. Gene Ontology annotation, cellular component: membrane; fungal-type vacuole. Lineage: Eukaryota; Fungi; Ascomycota; Leotiomycetes; Helotiales; Hyaloscyphaceae. Gene Ontology annotation, biological process: xanthine transport; transmembrane transport. Bases 497 to 2347 code for a protein of 616 amino acids. The transcript is spliced from 10 exons. Gene Ontology annotation, molecular function: xanthine transmembrane transporter activity. The record is from RefSeq and is a predicted model, not a curated record.
CUGGAUCAGCGGGGGCAGCCCGCGGCCCACCCGAUAACACACACGAUAAGACAAUUUCCCGUCAGUGGUCGGAUUGGACUUUCGAACCAAGGAAGUUUGUCUCCGCUCGCGGUGAUUGGUGCUCCGGCUGCAUCUCAAGCGGGGCCGUCGCAGGACGGCUGGCGCCGACGUCACGAAGCGUGAGAUCUCUGGGCUCACUCGAGGAAAGAAAGGCUUUUUAUCGCGAGCGGAAAAGCAAUGGUGCUGGUUGAGCCUGGCCUACGACGGUCCAGAUGGAUGCCGCUGCUUCGGUCGAAACGUCGCGUGUAUAUAUCUUGAGACGCCCAGUUGCGUUGGGGUUGUGUGUCACAGCAGCAACAACAGCAGCAACAACAACAGUUACAAGCAGCCCAUUGGCAUUGGCAUAUACACUCUACUGAGCUUGAGCUGACGAAGGUGCCACCCAACUCUUAAAAGUGCUUCUUCGUCUUUGACUGAAGUCGAAUUCUACACCGAAAUGGCUGUUACCAUUGACCAAGGCCCACACGAUGGGCCAGAUAUGAUCAUCCCCCCAAACGAAGCUUCCCCCAAGCGGUCCUUUGGCGAGCACAUCUCUCACAUCUUCAAAGCUUUCACCACCAAGGAUGGUCUUGUUGGGGACUAUGAUUAUGCAUUCUUAUUCACGCCGAAUAUUCCCUUCAUGAGCAAGCCGAAGAGAACAGCUCCUUUCUUUGGUCUUCAGGAUCGCAUGCCAGUGGUCUUGGCUCUUCUGCUUGGGUUCCAGCAUGCUCUUGCUAUGUUGGCUGGUAUCAUUACUCCUCCAAUUAUCAUCUCCGGGUCCGCAAACUUUGAUGCAACUACGGAACAAUAUCUCGUCUCAACCUCGUUGAUUGUCUGCGGUAUCCUCUCGGCCAUCCAAGUUACUCGCUUCCACCUUUACAAGACUCCGUACUAUAUUGGGACUGGUCUUAUCUCUGUGGUAGGGACCUCUUUCGCUAUCAUUCCUGUUGCGACCAAGGGAUUGGCACAAAUGUACGGUAAUGGAAUGUGCCCCACUGCAGCUGAUGGCACCAAGCUUCCUUGCCCUGAAGGAUACGGCGCUAUUCUCGGCACAGCUUCUCUCUGCGCAUUGCUAGAGAUCGGGCUUUCGUUUAUGACGCCCGCUCUCUUAAAGAAGCUCUUCCCACCCAUCGUCACAGGUCCAACCGUCACCCUUAUUGGUGUCUCCUUGAUCCAGAGCGGUCUCCAGGAUUGGGCCGGAGGAGCAGGAAGCUGUUUUGGGAGACCUGAGACUGGCAUCUUCCAGAACUGCCCGACGAACUUUGCCCCUCAUCCUCUGCCAUGGGGAAGCGCUGAGUUCAUCGGUCUUGGAUUCUCGGUCUUCGUCUCCAUUAUUCUGUUCGAGAGAUUUGGUGCUCCGAUUAUGAAGUCAUUGAGCGUUAUUUUGGGCCUACUGGUUGGUUGUAUCAUCGCGGCAGCAUGUGGCUAUUUUGAUCGAAGUGGUAUCGAUGCCGCGCCCGUCGCAUCCUUCAUUUGGGUACACACAUUCCCACUCUCCGUCUACGGACCCCUCAUCCUGCCUUUAAUGGCCGUUUACCUUAUCCUGAUGAUGGAAGCCAUUGGUGACAUCACAGCUACUUGCGAUGUUUCAAGACUCCAGGUGGAGGGUAAGCUCUUCGACUCGAGAAUCCAAGGUGGUAUCUUGGCAGACGGCAUCAACGGCAUGCUUGCAGGCCUCUGCACCAUCACCCCGAUGUCUACUUUUGCCCAGAACAACGGUGUCAUCGCCCUCACCCGAUGCGCAAACCGUAAGGCCGGAUACGCUGCAUGCUUCUUCCUGAUUAUCAUGGGCUUAUUCUCGAAGUUCGCGGCUGCCUUGACGUCCAUCCCAUCCGCGGUCCUCGGCGGCAUGACGACCUUCCUGUUUGCCUCCGUCGCGAUCUCUGGUAUCAGAAUUAUCGCCACCGUACCCUUCACUAGACGCACGCGUUUCAUCCUCACUUCCGCGAUGUCCCUCGGCUUCGGCGCGAUCUUAGUGCCCAAUUGGUUUUCAUAUGUUUUUACCUACACCGGUGGGAACAAGGCGAAGGCAGGCUUCUUCGAUGCUAUUGUCCUUGUUCUGGAAACUGGAUUCGCUGUCACCGCCUUCAUCGCCGUAGCACUGAAUCUGCUGCUCCCAGAAGAAGACAUCAAUGAAGAGACUGAAUCCCUGGCUGGCGAUAUUGCCGACAGGAACGAGGCUGAAAUUGAGAACGCUGAGGAUCCUAAGUUUGCGCAUCCGUCUAAGGGAGAGUCAGGAGAGUCUCCGAGGAUUGCCACGCACACGCUCCAGAACGGUGAGAGUGUUGAUGGUGGUGAGAAGGUUUGAGUUUAUUUGAAGAACGCUCGUUGAGAAGUUGAGAAAUACCCUUGUAUUUGUACGAAAAUAUUUCUAUUUCAAGUGUUAAAUGCGAUCAAGUUUAUUGAGCACCUCUCUAGCUGUUGACAAUAACGAGGCACUGAUUUUCAAUGUUCGAAGUCAAGUUGGAUUUCUCAAAUACUUCGCCUCCGAAUGUUCUCAAAAGUAUUACUACAUUCAAAGCCUAGUCACUUCAAAUUUGCUCCAAAUGCU